ACAGGAACAAUUCAAGUAAGAAACCUAGACAUGUAACCCAAUACCAAUCCAACAUCACUAACAUAUAUCGCAAUUUCAGAGUUCAUUACAUGAGAAUAAUUUUCAGGAGAAAUGGCAAUCCGGAGAAUGAGCAGUUGAUCCAAUGCCAAUGGACUAAGCAGAAAUGAAGAUUCAAGUCUUGACACUGCACGUGGAGUUGCUCCCAAGAGAGGAAUGGUUCUUUCCUUCACUCCCCUCACCACGUCCUUUGACAGUGUAAAAUACUUUGUGGAUAUGCCACCAGUAAGUAUACCUUUUUCCUCUUUCACUCUUAGUUUAGCUCAAAUGCCACUACUACACAAUCAUUUGUCGCGUUCUAAUGUGACUAAAGAAAAUCGUUGUCAAAUGAAUGUUUAGAAACACAAAUUCAAAUCUGUUUAGUAACAACAAAUUGUGUUGAUAUCAAUAGGAGAUGAAGGAACAAGGAGUAACCGAAGACAGGCUCCAAUUACUUCGCGAAGUAACUGCUGCAUUUAGGCCCGGUGUCUUGACUGCACUGAUGGGGGUCAGUGGGGCUGGAAAAACUACACUCAUGGAUGUUCUAGCGGGGAGGAAAACAGGUGGUUACAUUGAAGGUGAUAUCAGAAUUUCUGGAUUCCCCAAGAUUCAAGAAACAUUCGCUAGAAUUUCUGGAUACUGUCAGCAAAUGGACAUCCACUCACCCCAAGUCACCAUUCGUGAAUCUUUGAUUUACUCAGCUUUUCUUCGACUCCCUAAGGAAGUCAGCAAGGAGGAAAAGAUGGUUUUUGUGGAUGAAGUGAUGGAUCUAGUUGAACUAGACAAUCUCAAAGAUGCCAUUGUAGGGCUUCCAGGAGUUACAGGUCUAUCAACAGAACAGAGAAAGAGGUUGACAAUAGCGGUAGAGCUGGUUGCUAAUCCAUCAAUCAUAUUCAUGGAUGAACCAACUUCUAGUCUUGAUGCAAGAGCGGCAGCUAUUGUUAUGAGAACUGUGAGAAACACAGUGGAUACAGGGCAAACUGUUGUUUGCACAAUCUAUCCGCCUAGUAUUGAUAUCUUUGAAGCAUUUGAUGAGGUAAUAACACACGCUCUCUCUUUCUCACUCUCUAAGUACAUAUAUAUUAUCUAUCUCCCUAAAUGCACCAUAUUAUAUUGUGCAUCAGCUGCUACUGAUGAAAAGAGGAGGACAAGUGAUCUACUCAGGACCACUGGGACGGAAUUCUCGUAAGAUUAUUGAAUAUUUUGAGGUAUUUCACAUUCUUGAACUGUUUCUUUUCUUUUUUUAACAUAUAAAAAGACAAAUACAAAUAAUUCAACCAUUUAUACUUGUUUCAGGCAAUUCCUGGAAUUCCCAAAAUUAAAGAAAAAUACAAUCCAGCAACAUGAAUGCUAGAAGCAAGCUCAGUUGCUGCAGAAGUCCGGCUUGGAAUUGAUUUUGCCGAACACUACAAAUCAUCAUCGUUGCAUCAGUAAGUUAAAAGUUCAGUUAUAGCAACAAAAGUGUUUUAUUGGUUUUAAAAUCAACAGGGUUCAAACUAAUACAUGCGUAUGAACAGACGAAACAAAGCUCUAGUGAAAGAGUUGAGUGUACCUCCACCGGGAACAAAAGACCUCUAUUUCACAUCACAAUUUUCUCAGCCCAAUUUGGGGCAAUUCCAAUACUGCCUAUGGAAGCUGUGGUUGACUUAUUGGAGAAGCCCAGAUUACAACCUCGUGAGGAUGUUCUUCACCUUAGCCUGCGGCCCUUAUGGUUGGAUCAAUUUUCUGGCAGGUUGGCAAAAAAAGGUAUGCAUCUAAUUCUUACAAAAUUCAAAUCUAUGUCUCAGUCCAUUGGUAACAAGACUCAAAAGUCAUUGCUAAUUCCUUGUCUACAAUUUAUUUGAUUCAGGGAUAACACGGGUGAUUUGACCACGAUCAUAGGGGCAAUGUAUGCUGCUGUCCUGUUUGUUGGAAUUAAUAACUGCCAGACAGUACAACCGGUAGUAGCUAUUGAAAGAACCGUAUUUUAUAGAGAAAAAGCUGCCGGCAUGUAUUCUGCAUUACCAUAUGCUAUGGCACAAGUGAGAAUUUUCAAAUUUAACAUCAAAUGAGAGAUUGAAAAUGCAGGUCGUGAAGCUUGCAUUCUAUCUUUGCAUCUGUGAGCUCACUUCUUUUAAAUUAGAUAUUAGAUUGCUAAAUCUUCACAUUAGAUUGAAAAUUUUGUUCGUGAGCACUAUACAUCAAAUGGCUACCUGAGCUUGGGUAUGGAUCAAUUUUUGCAAUUUUUUUCAAUCCUAAUCUUAGAGUUAAUUGUUAUCUGAUAUGCAGGUAAUCACUGAAUUACCAUUCGUGCUUGUUCAAACCAUCUUUUUCAGUCUUAUAGUGUAUUCUAUGGUGGGCUUCAAAUGGGCAGUGCAUAAAUUCUUUUGGUUCUUUUCUCUACUAUAUCUCUUUUCUCUACUUCACAUACUAUGGAAUGAUGACUGUUUCCAUCACACCAAACCACCAAGUAGCAUCUAUUUUGGCAGCCACUUUCUAUGCACUCUUCAAUCUUUUCUUGGGUUUCUUCAUCCCUAGACCGGUAAUUUCAUUUUCCUCAGAAGCAGUUUUUUUUUUAUUUAAAAAAAAAAACAUUUUAACAUAGUUUAAUUAUUUUUUUUCCUUUGGUAUUGAAAAUUCAGAAAAUUCCGAAGUGGUGGAUAUGGUAUUACUGGAUUUGCCAGCUAGCAUGGACAGUUUACGGAUUAAUUGUGUCACAGUAUGGUGAUGUGACGGACCCCAUUACAGUUCCCGGGAUGAAAAAUUCCACUACUGUCCAAUGGUACGUGAAAAAUAAUUUCGGGUAUGAACCAAACUUCAUUGGACCAGUUGCUGGAGUUUUGGUUGGUUUUGCAGUGUUCUUUGCCUUCAUGUAUGCCUACUACUGUAUUAAAACUUUGAACUUUCAAAUGAGGUAGAAGAUACUAUUGAGUCAAAUUGCCCCUUGUGGAUAUGUAUUUGGAUUCAUCCAAGGUUUGAAAUUUGUAGCAGAUUGGAUUAUAUCGGAAUUCAUAUUUUAGGAUAAAAAUGGUUGUUUAGCAAGUUGUAUACUUACCACCUAGUAGAUAUCAGGGAUAUAUUGAUAAGUUUCGAGGACCAUAUAUAUGUAUAGUCAUUGGAUCCUAUUGAUAUAAGGGAAUAAAUUGCUUUCUUUGUGGACCAUUAAAAUAUUUAUUAGCUCAGCCAACUUCAAGCUACAUCGUCAAAUGGUUUUUGUUUCUUGUUUAGUGUUUUAUUUAUUUAUUUAUUUACUAAUUUAUGUCUUGUUUAGAUCAAUGGAUAUAUAUCAUGUAUAUAGUAGUAACACAGUUUCUUUAAAACUCCAACUUCACGAGAUUUCCAAAGUCUGCAAUCAAGAUGAAUCAAGAAAACAAACUAAAUUUCAAGCACUAAUGAACAAGAGAUAUCAACCACCAGCCAAUUUGGUGAGGUCUCCUAUUGGAUUAUCAACCUAAUGCGAAUGGCUCAAGUCCUUUUGUUGAAUAGUGAAGAAGAAGAAUAUAAAAGACGCACAAUGUAGAGACCUUGGUCUGAGCAAAGCAGAACUUAAAGUGACUUAAUCUGAUGAGUUUAGAAGAGUACAGGGUUUCUAGGAAGAUGAGGUUGUUAAAAACUGAGAGGGACGUGUAAAAGCACUCAUUUCUAUUAAUUUGUGGUUGUUCUUCACAUUAACGGGCAAAGCUAAGACUAAGAUCUAAAACCCCCCAAUCAACAAACAUUGGGUGUUUUGGGAAGAUGGUUAAAAACUGGCUUUUUGACUUUUUUUUGUGAGAGAGGAAGUGGGUUAAAAGUUGAGAAGUGGCUUUUAACCCACUUCCCAAAGCUUUCACUGAGUUGUAAUCAACUGUCGAUCUUCGUUUCUUAAACUGUAAGCCAUCAUUUUUGCAGCACCUUCAUUUGAACCAAAUUCCUCUGAAGGAAAUCAAGUCUUAGUUACACAAAUUCAAACCAUAAACAACCAAAUGGGUAGGUUUGAAAAACCCAAUUUGUUUCCUCAUGAGCACUAGUAAUUGCUAGCAGUAUAUGAAAGGAAAAUAUGCAAAUGAGUUUAACAAGCAUUUUUAUAAACAAUAUAUGUGC
Molecule: messenger RNA, 4095 nt
Organism: Camellia sinensis
Lineage: Eukaryota; Viridiplantae; Streptophyta; Magnoliopsida; Ericales; Theaceae
Source: RefSeq, a predicted model, not a curated record